ACAAAAAUGUCACUCCUGGCUGAGCAAUCGCAGAAAUGGUUCCCCACUCAUGUCCAAGUGACGGUCCUUCAAGCCACAGACCUCCAGCCCAAAGGCAAGAACAACACCAACGACGCCUACACCAUCAUCCAGCUCGGAAAAGAGAAAUACUCCACCUCGGUGGCUGAGAAGACCCUGAGCCCGACGUGGCGAGAAGAAGCGUCCUUCGAGCUGCCCGGCCUGCUGGUGGAGGGUAACCCCGAGAUUUACGAACUGUGCCUCACAGUGAUGCACAGGUCUCUGGUGGGAAUGGACAAAUUUUUGGGCCAGAAAAACGUCAACCUCAAUGAGGUGUUUGACAACAAGGAACGUAAGAAGCUCAGCUGGUACACCCUGGACUCCCGUCCUGGUAAAAAGCAGAAGGAGCGUGGAAAGAUCCAGGUGAGCAUCCAGUUCAUGAGGAACAACAUGACGGCCAGCAUGUUCGACCUGUCCAUGAAGGACAAACCCCGCUCACCCUUCUCCAAGCUUAAGGACAAGAUGAAGAACAGAAAGCACGACUCGGACGCCUCUUCAGCCAUCCUGCCUCGUUCGGCUCAGUGCGAUUCCGACACUCAGCUCCCUCAGCAGAAACACUUCUCUGCCACGCUGGAACCCAAACCGAAACGCUCGCUCCUCGCCGGGACUCAGAAGCUCUCAGCAGCGCACUCUAUGUCCGACCUGGAGGGAACACACUUCAGACGCAAACUGGACUCUAUAAACUCCAUCGAUGAAAGCAGUGGUGUUCCUCCUCAUCGGCACUCUCAGAGCGAGGUCCCAGACUUCCAAGAUGGCGAGGCGGCGGGCGACUCGCUUCCAGGGAUGCCGCCGAAGUUCGCCACUCUCCCGCGCAACCACAACCCGUUCACGGCGGAACAAGGGGUGCAGUGGGACCGGAAAGAGAAGAAGGACAAGGUCAGCUUGUUGGAGCGUGUGACCGGAAAGAAGGACGGCAAGAAGAGCAACGGAGGACGAGCAGGAAGUUCAGGGGAUCUGCGCUCCUCUAAUCCUUUCACCUCUGAAAGUGAUACCAACCCUUUUCUAACUCACUACAUGCCCAGUGACACAAAAAAUCGCAUCAGCAGUGAAGACUUGAGCAAGAAAAAUGUUUCACCAGAGAGGCAACAAGGCAAGAAAACUCCAAGAAGAUCCGAGUCGGAGCAGAUGCAGAGCAGCAUGGCGGCGUAUGGCAACCUCUCGUUUGAAGAGGUGGUGAAGGAGCUGGUCAAGCAGAAGGAGGUGGUGAAGAAGAAGGACGCUCACAUCCGCGAGCUGGAGGACUACAUCGAUAACCUGUUGGUACGUGUGAUGGAGGAGACACCCAGCAUCCUCAGGACACCCUAUGAGCCCAAGAGGAAAGCAGGCAAGAUCUCCAAGAAGUAAUCGCCGAACUUUACUGUGUGGUUAUCAAGGUACAACUGGUCUUAUGCAAAGUCAUGCAAAGUGAGAGAGGUUUUCAUCCCAGAUGCUCUUCUACUUUGUAUUUGUUUACUUGUGAUCAGAAUUUGAGGUGACGACUCUAGUUUGAAGGACGUGUGUGAAGGUCAAACAGACUGCAGAGGAACCACAAGAAUGAGACAAGACUGUACACUGAUAUUUGUGGUUGUUGUUCAUGUCUUGAGCCAGCUGUGUAUAAAUUGUGCAGAGAAACCAACAUCGUGAACACACCGAAAACUGUGCGAACAAACGUUUUAAUUAAUUUACUUUU
Molecule: messenger RNA, 1726 nt
Organism: Trichomycterus rosablanca
Lineage: Eukaryota; Metazoa; Chordata; Actinopteri; Siluriformes; Trichomycteridae
Product: rab11 family-interacting protein 2
Exons: 5
Coding region: 7-1401 (464 amino acids)
Biological process (GO): regulated exocytosis
Cellular component (GO): endosome; phagocytic cup
Molecular function (GO): small GTPase binding
Source: RefSeq, a predicted model, not a curated record